Oikopleura dioica is the source of this 2055-nucleotide messenger RNA. Lineage: Eukaryota; Metazoa; Chordata; Appendicularia; Copelata; Oikopleuridae. The record is from the annotation of a GenBank genome assembly.
AUGAAAGUUUGGCGACCGGGAGCGUCGGCGCCCGAAGAAGCAGUGUUGCUUGACGCCGGAUCGGGCGAGAAAAUCACCUCUUUCAAUCCGAACAGCAACUUGUCGCUAACGCAGCAGAGACAGAGGCUGCCCAUUUUUCAGUGGAGAAAUCACAUCCUUUGGGCCGUCGAGAACUUUCAAACGCUCGUUUUGGUUGGAGAAACUGGAUGCGGAAAGUCAACCCAGAUUCCACAGUAUCUCCACGAAGCAGGCUGGACUAGCCGCGGCUACCAAGUCUGCGUCACUCAACCUCGUCGAGUCGCUGCUGUAACCCUGGCAACCCGCGUCGCCGAUGAGAAAGGAGCCAUGAUCGGAACCAGCAUCGGCUACGCAGUCCGCUUCGAUUCGAAGCAAGACGAAGAACAGACGCGUGUGAAAUUCGUCACCGACGGCGUCUUGCUCCAAGAAAUGACCUCCGAUCCUCUUUUGCGGCGCUACUCGGUGAUCAUGAUCGACGAGGCGCAUGAGAGAAGCCUGCAGACAGACAUGUGUCUCGGACUUUUGAAGAAGAUUCAGAAAGUGAGGCCGGAUUUGAGGAUUAUUGUUGCUUCGGCGACGCUUGAUGCAGAGUUCUUCAGAGAUUUCUUCAAUCACAAUCUGACCGGCAAUGCAGAACAAGACACCUCGACAAUUAUCCAUCUGGAAGGCCGAACUUAUCCAGUGGACAUAUUCUACUUGGAAAAACCCUGUCCCGACUACAUGAAAGAAUCGCUCGAAACAGUUUUGAAGAUCCACCGCGACAACAAGCCUGGCGACAUUUUAGUUUUCGUGACUUCGGCGGAGGACUGCGAUAGUCUUUGCGACAACUUGAGAGACGAAGUCGGAAAGGUGAUUUUGAAAGCGCAGGGAAUUGGUGUUCCGCUGAUGAAGAUGAAGGCAUUGCCGCUUUAUGGAUCGCUGCCGGUCAUAGACCAAAUGAGGGUUUUUGAAAGUCUGCCGAGGAACACCAGAAAAGUUAUAGUUUCUACGAACAUCGCCGAAACCUCGUUAACUCUUCCUGGCAUCGUGCACGUGAUCGACGCAGGCUUCGUUAAGAUUUCCGCUUACAACCCAAAAAACGGGCUCGAUUCAACUACGACAGUUCCAGUUUCUCAAGCAGCCGCAAAUCAACGCGCCGGUCGAGCCGGUCGAGUCCGCUCUGGCUCUUGCUACCGACUUUACACUCAGCAAGACUACGACAAGUUGAUGGAAGCAACUGUUCCAGAAAUGCGGCGAUCGGAAUUGACGAGCACGAUUUUGCGAUUGAAGCAGUUGGGAAUCAGCAACGUCGUCAGAUUCGACUUUCCCUCGCCGCCGCCAGCUCAGGCGCUUUCCAGGUCGCUGGAACUGCUCUUCGCUUUAGGAGCUUUGGACGAAGAAUGCGAGUUGACAGAAAAGAUCGGUGAGCGAAUCGCGGAACUGCCGCUUCAUCCCUUUUUCGCGAAAAUGCUUUUGGCCUCGAUCGAGUACGAGUGCGUGCGCGAGAUUCUGACGAUGGUGGCUCUGCUGAGCGUGAGAACGAUCUUCCAGAUUCCGCCGGGGAGAAGACAGGAAGCUUCGAGGGAGCACAGAAGAUUCCAAGUCGAAGAGGGAGAUCACAUUUCGAUGCUGAAUGCGUUCGAGACUUUCGAAGAGUGCGAAAGAGACAGAAAAUUUACUAACAAGCGCUUUUUGAAUCACAGAGCUCUCGUCCGCGUCGGUCAAAUUCGAACGCAGCUUUCUAAGUUUCUUAAAAGAUGGAAAAUCGAAGAAACCUCAGCUAGGGAAAAUGUUUUUCCUGUUUUGAAGGCGAUAACGGCCGGUUUGUUUCCGAAUGCGGCGAUUCUGAGGGGAGAUGGGCUUUAUGAGACUGUCAGAGACGCUGUCGUUCUUCAGCUGCACCCCGAUUCCGCGCUGGCAGACAUGAAAAAGCCCCCGAAAUGCGUUUUGUACACAGAAGUGACGCAAGGAAAAUACAUGCGCGAAGUUUCAGUAAUUCAGCAAGAAUGGUUGACCGAGAUCGCCGGCCACUACUACCAAAACAAUAUGGAAGAAUGA